This is a messenger RNA of Effrenium voratum, 580 nucleotides long. The record is from the annotation of a GenBank genome assembly. NCBI's taxonomy places the organism in Eukaryota, Dinophyceae, Suessiales, Symbiodiniaceae.
AGGGGUUGGGCGAACCCGUACUUGGGCGAACCCGUACUUGGGCGAGCCAUCAAACGAGGUUGGGCGAGCCAGUACUAAGGGGUUGGGCGAGCCAGUUGGGCGAACCCGUACUUACGGUGCCAGCUCGGCACUGUGCAGCUCGGCACAUCUAGUGCCUGCUCGGCACGUGCCCGCUCGGCACAUCUAGUGCUCGGCACUGUGCCAGCUCGGCACUGUGCCUGCUCGGCACGUUCGGUGCCUACCUACAAGUGCCCGCUCGGCACGUUUAAUUAAGUGCCCGCCGCCCCGCCUCCCACCGCCAAGUUCUCCAGGAUGAACCUACGUACGGCAGCCUGACAGGUAAAAAACAGGGGGAGGGGCACGGGGUUGAGCCACAUGACAUGCAAAACCGUGUAAAAAAAACCAUGUCAAAAUCAUGUCAUGCAAACAUGCAAAACCGUGCAAAAAACCAUGUCAAAAUCAUGUCAUGCAAACAUGCAAAACCCAUGCAAACAUGCAAAAACCAUGCAAACAUGCAAAAACCAUGCAAACAUGCAAAAACCAUGCAACAUGCAAAAACCAUGCAAACAUGCAAAAACCA